UUACUUUGCUACUAUAAAACUAAACAUCCCAACAAACCUAUGCAACACAAGUCUUAGUUUUCAUCUUUUUUCUCCAAAAAUCAAAAUGAGAAGCUUUGGAAAUUUGGGGCAAUGGUCUCUACUUGCAUUUGCUUUGGCAUUUUGCUUUGUAGCUAGCACUGUUGUUGCUGAUUACUCUUAUGGCUAUAGUUCUCCUUCACCCUCUCCAUAUUACAAGAAACCGGAAAAACACGUUGAACAUUCUCCAUCGCAUUAUUAUUACAAGUCACAUGCUCCUUCAAAGCACUACUACAAGGCACCUGUUGUAGCAAAGUAUUACAAGUCACAUGCUCCUUCAAAACACUACUACAAGACACCUGUUGUUGCGAAGUAUUACAAGUCACCUGCUCCUUCAAAGCACUACUACAAGACACCUGUUGUAGCAAAGUAUUACAAGUCACCUGCUCCUUCGAAACACUAUUACAAGGCACCAGUGGUAGUGAAGUAUUACAAGUCACCUGCCCCUUCAAAGAAGUAUUAUAAGGCGCCAACUCCCUCAAAGUACUACUACAAGUCACCAUCACCUGCAAAAUACUACUACAAGUCCCCAUCACCUGCAAAGUACUACAAGUCGCCUGCUCCAUCAAAGCACUAUUACUACAAGUCCCCAUCCCCUUCAAAAUAUUACAAAUCACCCGCUCCUUCUAAAUAUUAUAAAUCACCAGCACCAAAAAAAUAUUACAAGUCGCCAGUUUACUACAAGUCUCCUCCACCACCACCAACUUAUAAUGAGAAAUCACCUUCUUACUACAAGUCCCCUCCCCCUCCCCCAUACUACAAAGAAUCUACCCCUUCCUAUAAAUCCCCACCCCCACCCUCGUACUACAAAGAAUCUACCCCUUUCUAUAAAUCUCCUCCACCUCCACCAAAGUACUACGAAAAAUCACCUACAACCUAUAACUCUCCACCUCCACCAACCUAUUCCUCACCACCACCACCUCAGGAGUACGAGCAAUCCGUCAUCUAUGCUUCACUUCCACCACCACCAGCAUCUCCCCCACCAACAUACUACUAAACGCUCAAUAACUCUAUCACUUCCAUGACUUUUACAUCCUAUUUUAAUUCCAUUUUUCUUCCAAAAUUUAAUGUAUGCUUGUCAAAAUGAUGGGCUUUGCUUAUUGUUUAUUUGAUAUUGUUUUGUUCUAAUGAUUUGUAUUAUGUAUUACUUGAGAAUUAAGUAAGUUUUCCUCAUUGUAUCAAGAUUAAUAAUGUUAUAAAUUGUAUCUGAAUUGUUAAUUGAAA
Molecule: messenger RNA, 1281 nt
Organism: Solanum pennellii
Lineage: Eukaryota; Viridiplantae; Streptophyta; Magnoliopsida; Solanales; Solanaceae
Product: extensin-3-like
Exons: 1
Coding region: 86-1054 (322 amino acids)
Source: RefSeq, a predicted model, not a curated record